Molecule: messenger RNA, 1215 nt
Organism: Zingiber officinale
Lineage: Eukaryota; Viridiplantae; Streptophyta; Magnoliopsida; Zingiberales; Zingiberaceae
Exons: 5
Coding region: 20-1015 (331 amino acids)
Source: RefSeq, a predicted model, not a curated record
AGGAGACUUUGCUAGUGAAAUGCAAAGUUAUAUCGGCAUUCUCGCUCGGGAAAAAGUUAGGAUAAGUUACAAGUCAUGGAAGCAAGUUCCAAGUGGCGUUAAGGAUUUAAUAUGGGAAUCAGUUAAUUUGAGUUACAAUGUUGACCCCAGAUGGAAAAAGGGGUGUUUGAAUUCGGCAAAUAGUAAGUGGCGGCAAUAUAAAGCUCUCCUCACUCAUAAGUUUAUUUUUAGCAAGCUUGCUAAACCGGAAGAGUUGAAAGAACCACCAAUUGGGUAUGGUAUUACACGAGAUGAUUGGAGUGCGUUUGUAAUCAGUCGCAUGUCGGACGACUUCAAGAAAGUAAGUGAUGAGCAAAAGAAGAGAAGAAAGCAGAAUGUAUACCCACAUCGGCUUGCCCGUAAAGGUUAUGCUCGUUUUGCUGAUGAAAUAGGAGAUGAAUUAUGUGAUGAUGAAGAGAUUAAUCGAGCGAUUAUUUGGAAGAAAGGACGGAUGAAUAAGAAGGGGCAAUUUGAAGGCGAUGAUUUGAAAAUGGCAAUAGAAAAGAUUGAUGAUUAUGUGCAACAAAAACGGGAGGGUAAGUUGCACUUAGAAGAGGCAAACACGGAUAUCCUUUCAAAAGCACUUUCAUCUGAGGAGCAUUCUGGGCGUGUGAGGGGUGUUGGAGGAUAUGUCACUCCAACAUUCUAUUUUAAUGUUGGCAGCAUAGUGCAGAAACACCUUGUUGAUGAGCAGUUUAUCCUUCAACAAAAAGAGUUGAUGGAGGCAAAGAUAUUAAUCUCACAACAAAAUGCACGCAUAUCAAAUCAAGAUGAACGCAUACAGAAACUUGAAGCAAUGUUCAGAAAGGGUGCAUGCGACUUAGAUACGGAUGAAAAAGGUAGUUGCUCAGUAAAGUUGCAUCCCAUGAGUGAUGAAAAUAUCAAAAUUGAAAAGUGUGUCCCAAAUAUUGAAACUUUGGAUGAUGAUGACAUGCAAAUUUUGAACAAUGAUGAUUUCUUCCAGGUAUAUAUUUAGUUGUCAUUAUAUUACUUAGUAUUAUUGAAACUAUGAGUUGCAUCAAUUUAUAACAUGAUUACUUAUCUUCUAGGGUAAACCGGUUGCAUUGACAUUGGGUUCUAAGAGCAAUAUUGUUGCCUAUGGUACAAUUGUUCAUGUCAAUGCGGUUGGUAAAUUACUUCAUGGUGUUCCAUUACCUAUUAAUUGUAUGCGUGUCU